Messenger RNA from Fusarium fujikuroi IMI 58289, 633 nucleotides. RefSeq lists its product as uncharacterized. Gene Ontology annotation, biological process: regulation of DNA-templated transcription. Gene Ontology annotation, molecular function: DNA-binding transcription factor activity, RNA polymerase II-specific; zinc ion binding. Lineage: Eukaryota; Fungi; Ascomycota; Sordariomycetes; Hypocreales; Nectriaceae. The transcript is spliced from 3 exons. The record is from RefSeq and is a predicted model, not a curated record. Bases 1 to 633 code for a protein of 210 amino acids.
AUGUCAGAUAUCCCAGCAGCAACAGAAGCUCAGCAGUAUACCCGGCAUACAAAUGGCCGCCGAAAGCGCAGAGCUCGCAGAGCUUGCCUAACGUGCAGAUCUCGAAAGGUCCGAUGCGAUGUUAUGCAAAAGUCACCAUGCAGUAAUUGUCAAUGGAGCUCGUGCGAAUGUGUAGUGAUAGGACCUCGUCGAUCACCUUGCAAGAAGAACAAAUUAGAUAACAAAGUCUCCAAGCAACCCAAAAAGGAAGAAGUCUCCGUUGAGGCCGCGCGAGAUAUUCUAAGCUAUUCAUACUCUCCAACGUCAUCCGAUGUCGAGGUCAAGCACGAAGAGUCAAGAGACUUCGGGACAUCAUAUCCUCCUAUGGACUAUAUUCUUUCACCUUUGACGCCUAUUUCGCAACUUGAAGACGAGUACUGUUUCGGCUCACAAUACGCUAGCAGCUAUGCAGAUCAGCCUUCUAGCAAUGCUUGGAUUUACCCAACCACCACUUCUCAGUCACCCCCCGUCUCGUCUGAAUUGUCAAGAAAAGAAGAAUCAGACCCAAUCAUAUAUUUUGGGGGUGAUGGGAUAAGUGACGAUCUCAUGGGCAGUCUGUUGGCACUUCCAUUUGAUCAUCUGAGACACAUUUGA